GCAGCUGCGUUGCGGAGCGUCCCGGGCCCCACCAUCACUGGGCUCCGUUCACGACACACGGUUACAUGGAUAUAUCUGCCGAUCUUUUGCUCUCUGCUCCUGUCGCCAUUUUCGUCUCUUUCCCCCGCUUACGCGUUAAAAUUUCAGUACUGCUGGAUUCUCUCUCUCUCUCUCUCCCUCUGGACUCGCGUCACCUGUUCUCUCAACUUCUUAUUACCGUCGCAGAGACCCAUCUGUAAGAAAACGGUUUUUUUUCAAAGAAACGAAGAAGUCGAAGGCAACGGAGAGGAUACACCUGAGGACCCUUUUCUUUCUCUAUUUUAAUCGCGUAUUUUAUUCUCUCACAUUUAUUUCUUCGUCCUCUACGUUUUAUUUUUAUCCGCGGGAUUGGGUUUUCUUGUGAUGGGUGCAUGAGGAAACUGCGGGCCGAAGAAGCUGAGCUGAGGGGAAAAGGCAGUCUUUUUGGUCAUUUUGGAGCCAUGAAAGAGGUAGAGCAGCCGAUUUUUGUUCUGGGAUUUUUGAUUUGAGGAGCUUCGAGUGGUGGGUAUGCGUGAUGGACACAGGAGGUCGACUUGUUGCAGGUUCCCACAACAGAAAUGAGUUCGUCCUCAUUAAUGCAGAUGAGAUUGGACGAGUGAAGUCUGUGAGAGAAUUAAGUGGGCAAAUCUGCCAGAUUUGUGGAGACGAAGUGGAGAUUACAGAGGAUGGGGAGCCUUUUGUAGCCUGUAAUGAAUGUGCUUUCCCUGUGUGCCGGCCUUGCUAUGAGUAUGAGAGAAGGGAGGGCAAUCAGGCUUGCCCUCAGUGCAAAACCAGAUACAAGCGCAUCAAAGGCAGUCCCAGAGUUGACGGAGAUGAAGAAGAGGAUGGCAUUGAUGAUUUGGAAAAUGAGUUCGAUUUUCGGAGUCGGGACACGCAACAUACUGCCGAGGCCAUUCUCUCUUCUCGCCUUAAUGUUGGUCGUGGGCCCAAUGCCAAUGCAUCAGGGGUCACCAUGCCUUCAGAUCAUUCUUCCUCCCUUAAUCCUGAAAUCCCUCUCCUGACCUAUGGUCAAGAGGAUGCUGAGAUUUCCCCUGAUAGACAUGCUCUUAUAAUACCUCCUUUUGUGGGUCAUGGAAAACGGAUCCAUCCAGUGCCAUUUCCUGAUUCAUCCAUGUCUUUGCAACCGAGAUCAAUGGAUCCUAAGAAAGACUUGGCAGUAUAUGGAUAUGGCAGUGUUGCAUGGAAGGACAGAAUGGAGGAGUGGAAGAAAAAGCAAAAUGAUAAAUUGCAGAUGGUCAAGCACCUGAGUGAAAAUGGUGGUGGGAACUAUGAUGGAGAUGAUGCAGAUGAUCCUGAUUUGCCCAAGAUGGACGAAGGCAGGCAGCCACUUUCAAGAAAGUUGCCCAUUCCUUCAGGCAAAAUAAAUCCAUACAGAAUGAUAAUUGUUCUUCGGCUCGUGAUUCUAGGUUUCUUUUUUCAUUAUAGAAUUCUCCACCCAGUCCAGAAUGCAUAUGGAUUAUGGCUGACAUCCAUUGUUUGUGAAAUAUGGUUUGCAAUAUCAUGGAUCUUGGAUCAGUUCCCCAAAUGGUACCCUAUUGAACGAGAAACAUAUCUUGAUCGACUCUCUCUAAGGUAUGAGAAGGAAGGGAAGCCGUCUGAAUUGGCUGACCUAGACAUUUUUGUAAGUACAGUUGAUCCUAUGAAGGAGCCACCUCUCAUCACUGCAAACACUGUUUUAUCCAUCCUAGCUGUGGAUUAUCCAGUCGACAAAGUCUCAUGCUAUGUCUCAGAUGAUGGUGCUGCAAUGCUUACUUUUGAAGCCCUUUCUGAGACUUCCGAGUUUGCAAGGAAGUGGGUUCCAUUCUGUAAGAAGUUUAAUAUUGAGCCCCGGGCUCCAGAAUGGUACUUUGCUCAGAAGAUUGACUAUUUAAAGGAUAAAGUCCACCCAACCUUUGUGAGGGAACGACGUGCAAUGAAGAGAGAAUAUGAAGAGUUCAAGGUUCGGAUAAAUGGGUUGGUUGCCAUGGCACAGAAGGUUCCCGAGGAUGGCUGGACAAUGCAAGAUGGAACCCCAUGGCCAGGGAACAAUUUACGGGAUCAUCCAGGAAUGAUCCAGGUAUUCCUUGGGCAUGAUGGUGUACGUGAUGUUGAAGGAAAUAUGCUACCACGUCUAGUUUAUGUUUCUCGUGAGAAGAGACCAGGAUUUGAUCACCACAAAAAAGCUGGGGCUAUGAAUUCUUUGGUGAGGGUCUCAGCGGUCCUUUCCAAUGCUCCUUACCUUCUGAAUGUUGAUUGUGAUCACUAUAUAAAUAACAGCAAGGCCCUCAGAGAGGCUAUGUGCUUUAUGAUGGAUCCCAUAUCUGGAAAGAAAGUCUGCUAUGUGCAGUUUCCUCAGCGGUUUGAUGGAAUUGAUCGUCACGACAGAUAUUCAAAUCGCAAUGUUGUGUUCUUUGAUAUUAACAUGAAGGGUCUAGAUGGGAUCCAAGGGCCAAUAUAUGUUGGAACGGGGUGUGUUUUCAGAAGGCAAGCUCUAUAUGGAUAUGAUGCCCCUGUAAAGGAGAAGCCUCCAGGAAAAACAUGCAACUGUUGGCCUAAAUGGUGUUGCCUGUGUUGUGGGUCCAGAAAGAAUAAGAAAAUAAAGACAAGGAAGGAAAAGAAGAAGAAGCCAAAGCACUGGGAAGCAUCAACUCAGAUACAUGCACUUGAAAAUAUUGAAGAGGGAAUUGAAGGAAUAGACAAUGAGAAAUCAUCCCUCAUGUCCCAAAUGAAAUUUGAGAAAAAGUUUGGGCAAUCUCCGGUAUUUAUAGCUUCCACACUUUUAGAAAACGGAGGAAUUCAUCAGGAAGCAAGCUCUGCAUCUUUGUUAAAAGAAGCCAUCCAUGUAAUUAGUUGUGGUUAUGAAGAUAAAACAGAAUGGGGAAAAGAGGUUGGCUGGAUAUAUGGCUCUGUUACGGAGGAUAUUCUAACAGGCUUCAAGAUGCACUGCCAUGGCUGGCGGUCUGUGUACUGCAUGCCUAAGAAGCCUGCAUUCAAAGGAUCGGCUCCCAUCAACCUCUCAGAUCGUUUGCACCAGGUUCUUCGUUGGGCCCUUGGAUCUGUAGAGAUAUUACUGAGCAAGCAUUGCCCAAUUUGGUAUGGCUAUGGGUGCGGUUUGAAAUGGUUGGAGAGAUUCAACUAUAUAAAUGCAGUUGUAUAUCCUUUGACAUCCAUUCCUUUGAUUGCAUAUUGUACCCUGCCGGCUGUGUGCCUCCUUACUGGAAAUUUCAUUGUCCCCGAGAUUAGUAACUAUGCUGCCAUUGUUUUCAUGGCUCUGUUCAUAUCCAUUGCUGCAACAAGUAUUCUCGAGAUGCAGUGGGGACGUGUACAAAUAGAUGACUUGUGGAGAAACGAGCAGUUUUGGGUGAUUGGUGGUGUUUCAUCGCACCUUUUUGCUCUCUUCCAGGGUCUGCUCAAGGUUUUAGCUGGUGUAAACACAAACUUCACGGUAACAUCUAAAGCAGGAGAUGAUGGCGAAUUUUCAGAACUUUACCUCUUCAAAUGGACGUCGUUGUUGAUCCCUCCCAUGACGUUGCUGAUCAUCAACAUAAUUGGGGUGGCGGUUGGAGUCUCGGAUGCCAUCAAUAAUGGGUAUGAAUCAUGGGGCCCAUUGUUUGGUAAACUGUUUUUUGCCUUCUGGGUCAUUGUCCAUCUCUAUCCAUUCCUCAAGGGAUUGAUGGGAAAGCAGGAUAGGCUACCAACCAUCAUUGUUGUUUGGUCGAUUCUUCUUGCCUCAAUAUUCUCACUUUUAUGGGUUCGGAUCAAUCCAUUUUUGUCUAAGGACGGUCCUGUAUUAGAAGUUUGUGGUUUGGACUGCGAUGACUGAUUUAUAAACAGAGAAUAGAUGGUUAGAAUUAUAUGUAGAAAAGGCUGGUUGGGAGUUGCAGAAGAGCUCUUAUUCUUCCAACCCAAGAUGGAGAGAUCCAUUGGAUGGUUUUGCAUGGUGAGUAUCAUCAGCCAUAGAGAGUUAGAGAUGGGGAAAAUAUGGCGGGAGUUUGUAGAUACAAGUUUGGGUGCUGACACAUUCAUUUUUGUUUUACAAAGUUCUGAUUUAUUCUUUUAAUUCAAAGUGUGCUUUUCGUGGGUUGGAUGAGGUUGGUUUUAGACUUUCAGAGGACCUGCCUUUAAUCCCAUGAUAGCAUUGGUUAAUUAUAGAUGAUUUGCUGUUUAAACUAUAAUUGGUUCCCAUUCGAAAGGGGCUAAACAUGUAGAGGUUUCCAAUAUAUUUUCCCUUUAUUGAUUUUCUUUAUUUCUUGGUUCUUUGCUUUGUUGUACGAAUUCUUUUGCACUCAUGGUGAUCAUUAUAUAACAAUUUUAUGUAAUUCAGUGCUUUGGACUCUGUAAUGUCAAUGAAAGAAAAAGCUUUGCAAUGGUGAAA
Molecule: messenger RNA, 4393 nt
Organism: Nelumbo nucifera (sacred lotus)
Lineage: Eukaryota; Viridiplantae; Streptophyta; Magnoliopsida; Proteales; Nelumbonaceae
Product: cellulose synthase A catalytic subunit 2 [UDP-forming]-like
Biological process (GO): cellulose biosynthetic process
Cellular component (GO): membrane
Molecular function (GO): cellulose synthase (UDP-forming) activity
Source: RefSeq, a predicted model, not a curated record